This is a messenger RNA of Drosophila kikkawai, 1370 nucleotides long. RefSeq lists its product as uncharacterized. Lineage: Eukaryota; Metazoa; Arthropoda; Insecta; Diptera; Drosophilidae. The record is from RefSeq and is a predicted model, not a curated record.
CAAUUCAGUUUCAAAUCUAGUUUGAAGCUAGUAAGAUCGAAAUUAUCACAGCACUGGGAAAACGCUAGCUCAAUUUUCAACCAGUUGAUCAAAGCAAUAUGCCUUUAACAACUCAAGACUCGAUUGAUGAAAGAAAAUCUGCAAACCAAACCAAGAAACCAGUUAUAGCCAAUUCAAAAUCAAAAAUUUCGACGAUUAUGAAACCAGACCUAGUUACGAUUACUGACAAAAGCGGUGUGCUAGACAAGAUUAAAAACUCUCUUGGAAAACCAUACCCAUCUUAUCCAUACAAAGUGCAAAAGAUGGAUAAUGUUGGUAAAAAGAAGCCAAGUUCGCCGAGAAUGCUCAAAAAGGCAGGCAACGCAGAGGAAACCAAGGAUAAUAUCGAUCAGGAUGUUUCUACUCUAAGAAAUACUGAAGAAGAACCAAAACCAAGGAAUAAAGAUGAUUUCACUUUACAGAAUAGCUAUGAUACUGCAACUCAAAAUGAUAACUUAUCUAUAUGGCAUAGUGUUCAAGGACAGGUAACACUAUACUUGGACUCUGAGCCAAGUGUUUAUGAACGACCCAGCGGUCAAAGUUUGGCUGAAUAUCUUUAUUUGGAGAAACAAACUGAAGAUGCAUCAUUUAACUGGAAGGAUUUUAACGCUAUGAAACUGGCAGGACCCGACGACAAUGGAUCUUUUCAGCAGACCGAGUUAAUAAGAUAUGGCACUAAAACCGUCAGAUGCCAAGAAACAUCGACCAAUGAUCUCUUUAAAUUUAAAAAACUAUCUGCCUUCAGUGCAAUCAUUUUGCAAAAGUGUCUUGAAUUGGAACAAACUCAAUUGAAUGCCGCAGGAUCUACAGGAUCUAGUUGCCAAAUUGUCAGCUUAGCUAAGGAGCCUUCCCCGAAGAGUACCAUACAAAAGUCUCAGGACUAUUUCAACAAAAUUUUGCUACACUAUGAAAACAAAGGCAAUCCAAAGGACUGGAUACCCACUCAGUACCCAACUAUAUCAAAAGAGCAUGCCCAGGAUACCAUACAGAAUAAUUCCGUUAAAAUUUUUGGUAUCUAUAAAGACAAAGUCAAGUCAGAGGACUGUUUUCCCACUCGAGAGCCAAACCCAAAUUCAAUGGUGUUUUGGAUUAUUCCCAUUAGUUUUAUAAUCAUUGGCCUUGUAAUAUUAAUUGUGGGAAUUAUAUAUAUAUAUAAUUAUACUCCUGUGCCGCCACCGAAGUCCAUCUGGCAAAAGCUGAUCAACUUUUUAGAAAAUCUCUGGAGUUUGUAUUAAGAGUUUUGCAGUUUUAAUUUUUACAAACUCAAUUAUAUAUUUUUUAAUUGAAAUUAAAUAUAUUUUUAAACGGAAUUAAAGCUUAUUUUAUUAUGA